CAAGGGCACUAACAACAAUGACGAGGAGCCUUCCACUGGCUCUGAGGGUCCCUCCGACGCCUGUAUCUACCAGGAGUCUGACGUCUCCGUCUGCUAGACCACGCUCGCCUACUCACAAGACAGCCGCGGAUUGGAAUGUAUAAGGGAUUAGAGAGAUGGAAUGAUCGAAAACACACACGAGUUCUCCUGCUAGUAUCUCAGGCUGGCUCCUGGGUUACUAUAGCAGUUUCUGGAUUCUGGCUUUUGGCAAGAUAUUUAUUGUGGGAAGAUAACUUAGGUAGUCUUUUCCUGCAAUCCAAGAUAUUAUUUGUGAAUAGAAGUACUGUCACGGAGAUGCGUCAUCUAUCUGACUCUCUUUGCGGACUGUCUCGAUUUGGAAAUAAUUAUGCCUUUGUACAGCUUCUUGUCGCGCUAUAGUGUCAUAAGAGGGGAUUGGGAAUGGCACUUACUAAGCCCCGCCCGUAUGAUCCCAUUGUGCUCUCCGUAUGUUACAGCACAUAUGUCUGCAGCUGCUUUGGCGCACAGUGUUAUC
Molecule: messenger RNA, 532 nt
Organism: Aureobasidium subglaciale EXF-2481
Lineage: Eukaryota; Fungi; Ascomycota; Dothideomycetes; Dothideales; Saccotheciaceae
Exons: 2
Coding region: 136-417 (93 amino acids)
Source: RefSeq, a predicted model, not a curated record